This is a messenger RNA of Xiphophorus hellerii (green swordtail), 4068 nucleotides long. It is a transcript of the gene rundc1, whose product is annotated as RUN domain containing 1. Lineage: Eukaryota; Metazoa; Chordata; Actinopteri; Cyprinodontiformes; Poeciliidae. The transcript is spliced from 6 exons. The record is from RefSeq and is a predicted model, not a curated record. The coding region runs from base 405 to 2117 and encodes 570 amino acids.
CAAAAUUAUCAGGCGUUAUUGUGGAAGGUCCAAAGAGUAACUUGUACUGUGUGUGUUAUAACAAAAAAUAUACGCUUACAAUUAUUUGAUAAAAAUGUGUAGUUUAUCACGCUAACUUUAAAAAGUAAUGUCUGUCUAAAUGCUGACUUUGCGCGUUUUUCUGAAAUGCUUUUAUUUUGAAGGUAAAUCCCCUCCACUUCCGGUGCGUCAUUGUUUGUUGAAGCUAACUUUCGUUUUUCUCUGUUUACGUAUGAAUCAUCUUUUCCAAGAUGGCGAUGCACCUGUUUCUCUGGCGAUGAUCCUCUUAAUUUUUGCGCAGUUUUUAUAAAAUAACCACCGGGAAUACGUUGUCGACAAACCGACGGUGGGUGAGGGAAACUCUGAAGUGAUCUGCACCGUCCAGAAUGUCCACGGAGGAGCUGUCGGCUUCGGAUAGCGAGACUGUGUUCGCCAGCGCCGGGGAGCGAUGGGCACCGGUGGGCGCCGUGGCCAGCCCCGAGGAGGAGAGCGGCGGCCGGCCGAGGCAGAGAGGCUCGUCGUCGGCCACCGAUGAGGAGAUGGCCGCCCGGCUGAUGAAGCUGGAAGAGGAGCAGGACUUGUUGAAUUCGUCUCUUUUAGCGCUAACGUCGCACUUCGCACAGGUUCAGUUCCGACUGAAGCAGAUAGUUCACGCUCAGAGCGAGGAGAAGGAGAGGAUGCUGGCCGAGCUGGAGGAGUUCGCAUUCCGGGGCUGCCCGCACGUCGUGGGCUGCCGAGCCCAGGACGCCAAGCAGCUGGAGAACUCGGAAGAUCUGAGCGAGAGGGAGAAGCGGGAGCGACUGGAGGCGCAGAGGGAAAAACAAAAGGAUCUCAUCGUCCAGCUGAAGACGCAGCUGGACGAUCUGGAGCGCUUCGCCUAUCAGGAGGGCAGCUACGACUCGCUGCCACAGUCCGUCGUCAUGGAGAGGCAGAAGGUCAUCAUCGACGAGUUGAUAAAGAAGCUGGACGUGAAUCUGAACGAGGACAUCGGGAACUUGUCCCCGGAGGAGCUGAGACAGCGGGUGGACGCCGCCAUCGCUCAGAUCGUGAACCCGGCCCGAGUGAAGGAGCAGCUGGUGGAGCAGCUGAAGACCCAGAUCAGGGACCUGGAGAUGUUCAUUAACUUCAUACAGGAUGAGGUGGGGAAUCCUCUUUUGUCAGAUGGAGGGCAGAGUCAGCAGCCGAAAGCAGACGGAGCCAACGGCAGAGCUGCAGGGAUGAAGAAGAAAGUGGACCCGGUCCAGGCCGAGCGGAUGCGGGACACGGGCCUGCAGCUCAUCCAGAAGGCUCUGGCCGUGCUGCAGAUCUUCGCUGCCAGUCAGUUCGGCUGCUCGGCCGGCCACGUCCCCCAGAACCUUUGGCCCCAGGACUGUCCGGGCCGGGACUACGGCCCCCUGCUGCAGCGCCUGGAGGCGGCCGUGGAGAAGGUCCGGGUCCUGGGCUCGCGGCGCCAUCCCUCCGUGGAGCACGUGGUGAGCUACAGCGGCGGGGCGGCGGCGGCGCUGGGCGCCCGGGACGAGCUGACGACGGCGGUGAGGAAGGAGCUGGCGGUGGCGCUGAAGGACCUGCUGGCCCACGGCCUGUUCUGCCCCUCGCAGACCAUGAGCCUGGUGCUGGCGCCCAUCUCCUGCCUGCUGCCCUACCGCCCCGCCCCGCUCGCCAUGCACCCCUGGGAACUCUUCGUCACGUACUACGAGUCCAAAAACGGGAAGGCGUUCGUGGAAUCGCCGGCCCGAAAGCUGUCGCAGUCCUUCAGCCUGAAGGUGGGCGGCGGCCCGGGGACGGUGACGCCCAAACACUCGCUGCUGUGGGCCGUCCACUCGGUACUGAAGGAGCACGGCCGCUACAAGCGCGGGCCGGACUCGGAGCUCAAAGCGCUGGUGUGCAUGGCGCUGAACGAGCAGCGGCUGGUUUCCUGGAUCAACCUGCUCUGCAAGUCGUCCACUCUGAUCCAGCCGCACUACCAGAGCUGGAGCUACAUGGCCCAGACGGGCUUCGAGGGCGCCCUGCGCAUCCUGGGCCGCAUCAGCCACCUGCGCUUCAACCUGCCGGUGGACCUGGCCGUGCGGCAGCUCAAGAACAUCAAGGACGCCUUCUGACCAGGCUCUCCGCGGCGCCGUUCACUGUAAAAACACAAAGUCUGACCAAGAGUUUCUGUUCAAAAUGUCUCUUUAUGUUUAGAAUAAGACAAAACUAAAUCGCAAGAAAUACCAACUUGUUUUAAGUCAGUUAUUAUCUCUUAUAGAAAUAACUCGCUGGCAGAUUAUCUCACUUGUAACGUAGAGAAAAAUGUCUUGUUGCCAUGGAAACUAGUACUUUUCAUCAAUAUUCAAGAACUACGUAGUAAGAAAUUUCUACAUCUUGCUGAAAAAUUAGUUUUGUCUUAUUUCAAGUGUACUAAGAAUUUUGCAGUGUACUCUAACCCGUUACAGGUUGUUUACAUGUGCAUGAAUGUGUUUCUCCUCUAAACAUGCCUUACGCUGCAAAAACACAAAGUAUUACCAAGUGUUUCUGUUUGGUUUCUGUUUCAAAUGUCUUAUUAUGUUUGAAAUAAGACAAAACUAACUCACAGGUAACAUUUCAGCAAGAAAUACCAGCUUGUUGUAAGUCAGUAAUUACUGAAUGUUGAUAAAAAUCAUUGCUUCACAUUUAACAUGGGAAGAAAUAUCUUGUUGCCAUGGAAAUGUGAACUUUUUAAUAUUCAAGCAUUAUUUACUGAAAACAAGCUCCUAUAUCUUGCUGAAAAGUUGCUUGUGAGUUAAUUUUGUCUUAUUUUAAGUGUACUCAGAAAAUAGAGAAAAAUACUUAAGAUUUAGUGUUUUUGCAGUGUAGAGUCACCUGCGAUGACCUCACCUUUAACCUUCAGCCUAACGCCAACAUCUUUGUGACCUUUGCUCAUCAGCUUUUUCCUCUGCUGGACCUGAUGGCGCUCUAACCUAUGCAGCAAACAUCCUGAGGAGACAUACACUGCAAAAACACUAAAUCUUACAGUAUUUUUGAACAGAGCUAAAGUAAAAAACUUAUCAAUAUUGAUGAAAUAGUACUAGCAGAUUAUUUCCUAUAAUAUGGAAACAUGUCAUGUUAUAAAUGAAAUAAUCUAGAACCAACACUUUUUCAUCAACACUAAGGAAUUAUUGACUCUACCAAGCUUCUAUAUCUUGCUGAAAACUUACAUGUUUUGUCUUAUUUUGAGUUUACUGAGAUAUUUUCUCUAGAAACUAGACAAAAAUAGUUGGUAAGAUUUUGUGUUUUUGCAGUGUAUGUAGCAGCAGAAACAUUCCUGAUAAACUCUCUAGUUCUUGUUUAUAACUCUGGAUGCUGUUACGCAAACAGGAAGCUUCUGUGUAGCAAAAAUCACCAAAAUAAAAGCUCUGUGUGUGUGGGUGGCGUUGCUGUUAUCGUGCAGCUUUUUGGUCAAAUGAACCACCGAAUGUGUUCCUGUGUUUCAGUUCUGACUGAGCUGCUGCUGAUGAUCAUUUUUAUUCCAGAUUUUAUUUUAUUUUCCAUGAACAGCAAAUCAUGUCCGUAAAACCUGAAUGUAUGAACCGUAGAUGCUAUUAAACUGACGUUAGUUUGUAUUAGUUGUUUAUUUUGUUUAUGUGUUUGUGUCAAACCUUCAGCUGUAGAGCACUUUUCCAAACUUCAGUUGUGGUUUGGGUAUAUUUACUGCACACUUUUUAGUUUUGUUUUUAUGUUUAGAUGUUUAUUUAUUAGAUAAAUUGCUUUAAACACUUAAAGUGGCUGCUGUUUUGUAACUGUAGCAGUUCAACCUGGGAGCAUCAUUGAAAACAAUUAAUUCUAUAUUUAUUUAAUUGAAGAUGGUGUAUGGGAACAUAUGAAUUGUUAUUUUUGAUUUUAUUAUAUUUAAUGUAAACCUGCAGUUGUAAAAUAAUAAUAAACCAAGUAAAAGAAGUUUCUUUUUUUAAUUUUCGUUUCUUUCGUCUGCAGCCUCCAGGGGGCGCCACAUUCCCUCAUCUAUCUAUCUUUCUACCUAUCUAUGCAUUCUGUAUUAAUGUGUACACAAUAAAGUAUCCCAAUCUUCAAAUUUUA